ACAGUAUAUCUCCCUAUAUCUUACACACUGGACCUAAUUAUAUUUUCCCGAAAAUAUUACAGUCUCAGUUGUCCUGAUGCAAUAAUCCACUUAAAAACAAAUGAUUUAUUUGAAAUUGCCAAUUGACUGACUGAUAGUUUAUGUGCCAGGUGCUGCCAAGUUUCCAUUCUAUAUCAGUCAUUAGUUGGACAUUUGCACCUUUAAAGGUGUUUAAUGUCGUUUGAUAACCUCUCCCUUUAAGAGGGGGCAAAGACUAAAGAUAAUUACAUAAAGUCAAACCCUGUUUUAUGAUCCCUCAGCUGAGAGGUUAAAGUCAACACAUUGGUGAUCCAAGACACAAAAGCAAGUCUUACUGUUAAGCUGAUGCCUCACAGUUUAGACAGAACCACGCAGACGUUCACAGAGCUGUUUGGUGGAAAUCAUAGGGUUGACAGAAAAAUUUACAUUUAAUCCGAAAGAGGGAAUAGACAACCCAGUGAUGGUGAUCACAGAAGACUUUGUGUCGACGCCCAGCCCUCGUUUGUGUGUCCUUAAACGGGAGGAAGGGGAGUCCUAUGCCUUCCAUCUGCGGGUGGAGAGGGGGUGCCAGGGUCAUGUAAUCAGAAAUGUAGUGUCAGGAGGCAUAGCGGCGUGCAGUGGCCUUAAAGAUGGAGACAGGCUUCUGGGAGUCAACAACUGCUAUGUUGAUGAUGUCCCUCACCCUGAGGUGGCUAAGAUGAUAAAGCAAAGUGGACACCAGUUAUGUUUAUUAGUGUUGGAUGGUGAGGAGUAUGAGCAGGCCAUGUCCCGAGGUCAAGACCUCCGAGGUCUGGCCAGAGGGAAGGGCUGCAAACCACCCAGACUCUGCCACAUUACCAGGGAUCCUGUCUCAGGUCUGGGCAUCAACUUCACACCCAUAGAAGGAGGGAAAGGUCGCUUCUCUGUGAACCUGGUUAAAGGAGGUGCGGCUGAAAAGGCCGGGGUGUGUAAGGGAGAUCACCUGGUGUGGAUGAAUGGUGCAGCAGUGUCCAAUCUCACACACUCUGCACUCAGCAGAAUGAUGAAAAAAUGUGGCGAUCACAUCACCAUCCUGGUGAUUGACAGUGAAAGUGAGAAGAACUACAUGCAACAAAGGAUGCCCAUCCUGCCCGCCAUGGCUGUUCCACAUAACCUGCCUUACAGAGCCAAAAAACUGCACCUGGUGUCUGGGCCUGAGGGCUACGGCUUCCUCCUUCGACUGGAGAAGGCGCCAUCAGGACGCACAUUUCAUGUUCUGCGUGAGAUGGACAGAGGCAGUCCAGCAGAGAGGGCAGGUAUGAAGGACGGAGAGCUGCUGCUGGAGGUCAACGGGGAGUCUGUGGAGUCACUGAAGCAUGAGGAGAUUGUGGACAGAGUGAGACUGAGUGGACGACAGAUCUCCUUCACCACCAUCACUCAGCAGGGGCUGGAGUUUUACACCCGGUUGGGUCUAUCCCCUCUUCUAUUCUGUGAGGAUGGUUCUGUUGAGAGAGAAAAGGAGAGCAGCAUAUCAGCCUCUGCAACAGAGCAGUCACCACAAAAGGAAAUGGAUGGCUCCUGCAAGCCCAGACGCUGCUCUCUCCAAAAAGGCCCUUUGGGAUUUGGCUUUAACCUGGGCUGCAUCCCACAGUGUUCUGGGACCUUCAUCAGCCAGGUGGCUUUUGGAGGCCCUGGGCAGAGUGCAGGGCUACGUGUGGGUGAUGUGGUGAUGGAAGUCAAUGGACAAAAUGUGGAGGAGAAGUACCUGGAGGAUGUGAUUUUGCUUGUGAAGGAAGGAGGACAUUAUCUUUCCUUACUAGUCAUGGAUAAGACUGGCUACAACAAGCUGAAGCAGCAUGACACACCUACUAGAGAUAUCUCUGACAGUGAGCAGGAGGAAGAUGGUUAUGAGAUAUCGUCUUUGUGAGCGGCAAAGACACUCAAACAAUACUGAAAACAUUCCUCCCCCGUCCUAACUACUGAAGAGACUUCAAACUGAGCUGAACAAGACAAACUUGCCUGUUCGUAUUAUCUUAUGGGACAGUAUUGCCUUAAUCUAGUCCUGGGGUUUCACAAAGGAUCCAAAACAUCAGAUAACAUAAGCUAAUAAUGAAACUGGAACAGUGUCAGCUGUAUAAAUGACAAAGAAAUGUUGUAAUAUGUGUUUGUGUAUGAUAUAAAAACGUAUUUUGGUAUCGUGUUAUACAUGUCAUGAUGUCGAACAUUUAGCCAACGACAAUAUGAUCUCUAUCAGAUUAAAUACAGAAUCAAUAAAAUUGUCAGCGUCUGAAAGAACCAUAAUUUCACAUUGUACUGAUAUGAAAAGAAACCUGUGGUGUUGAUUAUCAGCAGUGAUGUAAAGUACUGGGGAUAAUGAAAAGAAAUGGCCCUAUGUUAUUUAAAAAUGUUAAUUAAAUUGUUUAAGGUGGAGGUCAAAGUUCACGUACAUGUGGUUUACGCAGGCAUGUGCAGAUUGGCAGGCUGAGCAGCAGAGUUUCGAUGGUGAUUAUCAGUUGUGUGACUGAUUACUCGGAUCUUUAUAGUAUCAGAGUUACACAACGUGACAUUCAAAUCAUGCAUUAGUAAUGUGACAUAAGUUAAAUUGUGGUCGUGACUGCUUUCACUGUACAGUUUUUGAGAAAUUAAAAAAGUUAAGUGAA
Epinephelus lanceolatus (giant grouper) is the source of this 2636-nucleotide messenger RNA. It is a transcript of the gene nherf4b, whose product is annotated as NHERF family PDZ scaffold protein 4b. NCBI's taxonomy places the organism in Eukaryota, Metazoa, Chordata, Actinopteri, Perciformes, Serranidae. Gene Ontology annotation, biological process: protein localization to plasma membrane. The record is from RefSeq and is a predicted model, not a curated record. Gene Ontology annotation, molecular function: protein-membrane adaptor activity; protein binding. Gene Ontology annotation, cellular component: apical plasma membrane.